CCAGCCCCCCAGUCAUGCCCAUGCUCGUGCUGUGCCUGCUGUGCGCCCUGGCGAUGGUGGCCCAGCCUGCCCUGGUGGCCCCCAUGAGCGGCUCGGAGCCGGCACAGCAGGAGGAGUUGACCCUGCUCUUUCACGGGGCCCUGCAGCUGAGCCAGGCUCUCAACGGCGUGUACAGGGCCACGGAGGCACAGCUGACAGAGGCCGGGCACAGCCUGAGCCUCUAUGGCCAGGCACUGGGGCUCCUGGGGCAGGAGGUCAGCCAGGGCCAGGAUGCAGCCCAGGAGCUACGUGCGAGCCUACUGGAGAUGCAGAUGGAAGAGGAUGGUCUCAAGCUGCAGGCAGAAGCCACAGCCCAGGCGCUGGGGGAAGUGGCCCAAGGACAGCAAGUGCUGUGGAAGAAAAUGAAACGGAUGGAAGUCCAGCUGAGAGGCGCUUGGCUGGGUCAUGCCCGCCAAGAAUUUGAGGCCUUAAAGGUCCAUGCAGACAAGCAGAGCCACAUCAUGUGGGCCCUCGUGGGCCACGUGCAGCGACAGAGGCAGGAGAUGAUGGCACAGCAGCAGCGGCUGAGACAGAUUCAGGAGAGACUCCACACGGCGGCGCUCCCAGCCUGAGCCUGUCUGGGUGGAACUGAGGACCAGUCAUGCACGGAGGGAUGCUGCCAUGCCCCAUGCGGCCCCUGCACAGGGAGGAGCUGCCUGUCUGCUGAGGUCGGCCAGGGCGCUGGGCCCCAUUUCCGGCCAUGGAGCAGAGACGGAAGCAGGCAGGGACGCAGGCAGAGGACACGGACCGUCGAGGAGGGGUGGAGGAAGGACACGCCCCUUCAUUCCUAUCCAUCCCCCAUUAAAGCAGAGCAGUGGCAUCUCA
Balaenoptera musculus (blue whale) is the source of this 864-nucleotide messenger RNA. It is a transcript of the gene ANGPTL8, whose product is annotated as angiopoietin like 8. The record is from RefSeq and is a predicted model, not a curated record. Bases 15 to 611 code for a protein of 198 amino acids. The transcript is spliced from 4 exons. Lineage: Eukaryota; Metazoa; Chordata; Mammalia; Artiodactyla; Balaenopteridae. Gene Ontology annotation, biological process: regulation of lipid metabolic process; triglyceride homeostasis.